Messenger RNA from Theileria equi strain WA, 657 nucleotides. RefSeq names its product signal peptide containing protein. The record is from RefSeq and is a predicted model, not a curated record. The transcript has 2 exons. Bases 1 to 657 code for a protein of 218 amino acids. NCBI's taxonomy places the organism in Eukaryota, Apicomplexa, Aconoidasida, Piroplasmida, Theileriidae.
AUGUCGAAUCUCAAAUCGUUUUACAGGCUCACGUUAUGCCUCUAUCUCAUCGCCAUUUGUGGUAAAUCCUUCCAUGUAGCGGGUACUGCGAGGCAGGGUGCAAAACUCUUGUUUCACCAAGGCUUUGAUCGCACAGAUUCGUCGUACGAACAGGUCAAUGGAGCUCAGACGGUCUAUCCUAUCCACAAUGAGUCGCAUGCUGCGUUUAUACUUGACGGAAAGGUCCCUAUUACGAAGGAACAGCCGGAGCAUAGCUUCAGUAUAAGCCCAUUUUCAAAGGGGUCGUGGUCACCCCUUGAGGUACAAACGACCGCAAAACACCAUGCACCAGCGCAUGUCGCACAUGAAAAGGAUCUCAACGUCAUAUUCACUCCAACUGCUGAAGAUGUUUCUGAGGUAGACAAGAAGAUACACUUCGCCGCGGAAUCUGGAAUGCAUAACAUAAGGGAGGCACUUUUGAACUACUCCCGUCUUAUGCAACUCCUGAAAGACGAUGACAAACAUGUAAAAUUUUACAUUGGAGGCGAUGAAUACACGCUCAGCACCGCCUUGGAAACUUUGAACAAACUAGUAGAAGAUGGAGAACGAGUGCAAAGAAUGAUCAUACAAGCAAGCUCCAUAAUAUUGGCAAAAUUUGCCGGAUCAAAAUCUGAUUGA